Molecule: messenger RNA, 624 nt
Organism: Paramecium tetraurelia
Lineage: Eukaryota; Ciliophora; Oligohymenophorea; Peniculida; Parameciidae
Exons: 2
Biological process (GO): [2Fe-2S] cluster assembly; protein complex oligomerization
Cellular component (GO): mitochondrion
Molecular function (GO): protein-folding chaperone binding; ATPase activator activity
Source: RefSeq, a predicted model, not a curated record
AUGCUAUAAUCUAUAAUUCGCUUUUCUUUUAAUAAAUUUGUUCCCUCAAAAGUCACAUGUUGGAAUUGCAAGUCAAAUGAGUUUAUAAACAGAUUUAUUUGUGGCUAGUGCAAAUAUUUAAAAGAGCCAUCUAUCCAAUUAUAGGAUGUUAAUUACUUUGAGCUUUUUGAUUUGCCAAUUAACAUUAAUGUAGAGACCAGAUAUUUGGAAAAUAAAUAUAGAUCAUUGCAAUUAAAAUUUCAUCCUGACAGAUUUGUGACUAUGCCUCCAAUUAAUAUUUCUUAUAGUCAAGAAUAUUCUGCUUUCAUUAAUGAAGCCUACUCAGUUUUGAAAAAUAUUCAUGAGAGGGCUGAGUACAUUUUAUCUCUAAGGGGCUUUUAAAUUAAAGAAUGUAGUGUUUUAUUGGACCUAGAAUUUAUGGAAGAAAUCCUAGAAUUAUAAUCCCAAGUGUAAAGAGGAGAAAACAUAGCAUAAAUUAAUCAAAAGAAUAGUAAGGAGAUUGAAAAAAUGACAAAAUAAAUUAUUAAUGAUAUCUCAAAUGAACAUUAUGAGAAGGCUUAUGAAAUCAUACUCUACUUAAAAUACAGGCAAAGAUUAAGGGAUUAAAUUUUAUUACAUAUCUGA